Nematocida parisii ERTm1 is the source of this 1155-nucleotide messenger RNA. RefSeq lists its product as uncharacterized. Lineage: Eukaryota; Fungi; Microsporidia. Gene Ontology annotation, molecular function: ubiquitin protein ligase activity. Gene Ontology annotation, biological process: proteasome-mediated ubiquitin-dependent protein catabolic process. Bases 1 to 1089 code for a protein of 362 amino acids. Gene Ontology annotation, cellular component: GID complex; cytoplasm; nucleus. The transcript has a single exon. The record is from RefSeq and is a predicted model, not a curated record.
AUGCAGGCAUCUCAGUAUAUAAGGCAAUUAUCUAUAAAACUAAAACAAUAUCUAAAACAAUGUGAGGAAAGGGAGAAGUUUGACCCUGAGCAGGCCAGACAGGUGGUGUUGGACAAUCUAGUACCAAUAUCUACCGCAGCACUAAAAAGCGAAAAAGCCUCUCUCCCAGUCCCACCAUCAGAUGUUAUUGCUGUAGAAGAUCCGUAUAUAUACGUAUUGAUUGUGGAAUACCUGUGCGGCCAGAAUGACGUAGAUACUGCUCGCAUUUUAUUAGAAGAGUUUAGCGAGAUGUACCCUGUUGAGAGUCCAAAAGAAGCUGUAAGUAUCCCUCAAAUAUACAAUCCAUGGAUGGAUGAGCUGGGUGCCAUUGCACCAUGUGUCAUUACAAAGAAGUCUCUAAAAUACAAGCAUAUAACAGACAUAAAGAAAAAAUGUAAACAAAUAAUUAACUCGCAUAGAGAAGUAGAAGCACCGAUAGAUCCAAUUACAAAGCUCUACACAAUUGUGGAGGGUGCAUUGAAAGAAAUGAAUAAGUGGAGUACCUGGAAUGCCCAGAAAAAGGAUAUUUAUCAGCAGUCCAUUAUUGAGAUUAAAAAGUGGUUCAUAGAAGAGAACGGAACCAUUCUGUACUUUGAUGGGCAGGUAGGCCAUGUAUACUCAAAACAGACAGUGCAGUAUGAAGAAAUAAAAAGCAUACUAAGCCUGCUGGUCAUUCCCACACAUCAUAGUGAGGUUAAAAGAUUGGUUCAUGCAAAAAGGACAAUGCCAACAAAGAAUGCAAUAACCUUAGAAACAUUCUACUACAUUGGUAAAAAAAUGGAGAUGAUAAAUGUAACUCCGUAUGAUACUGAAAUAGAGGUUGAGUCGGCAGUUCCAUACAUUCUUUCUUUCCACUCGACGUUUUUCUGCCCAAUUCUUCGAACUGAGUGCUCUUUUGAUAACACGCCAUGCGUUCUUACCUGUGGCCACAUAAUAAGUGUGAAGGCAGUUGAGAAGAUUGCUUCAUUCAAAGGAGUAAUUUUUAAGUGCCCGUACUGCCCAAAGGAUGUAAAUGUUAAAGAUGUUUUUAAGAUAAAAAUGAUAAUAUAGGUGCAAUAAAUCUGCUAUUCCAUAUUAUUUGUAAAUAAUUUUUAAAUGCAACAAGUGCAGUAACCC